AUGGCGAAAGUCAUCUUCACGGCGUGGAAACAUAAAUCCCAGUUAAUCGAAGUGCGGAACCAGUUCUAUCCCUCGCCUUCGUACGACGGCCCAGACUUGCGAUCCCGUGCCUGCGCAACGGUUGCGGCUUGGAAAUUGCGCGGUAAUAUCCCCCAUCAUGUCGAGGCCACAGCGCUUCUGACGGAUGCCAUUCUCCAUGACGAUGCGCAGCGGAAUUCGAUCUUUUCAAUUCGGGCAACAUAUUCUGCUGCUUUUUGUCGCUUUGUAACCGGUCUCGUGGACUCCAAGAUCCCCGGCCAGCGCAGGACCAUGUUCCAGCGUGCCGUUGAUCUUGGACUGCCCGCGUCCUUUGUCGAGCUUCGCCACGAGGCGACUCACCGGGAACCACCAUCUCUGGUAGUGCUGCGGAAAGCAACGCAGCGCUCCUUGGAGUGGCUGUGGGACAAUUAUUGGGCCGGCAUCGAUGAAUUUGGCGAGGCGCCCCCUCUCGACUCUGAUGACAUCGCUUCGGUUAAGAAGGCCUUACGUGACACUCUCCUUCCCAUUUCGGGUGGCUCCAACGCCACAGCAGAGCCAUUAUCCAAGAAACGCAAAAGAGACCAGGACCUAAUUACCGCGGCGCAGUUGGUUUCUAUUUGCAACGUGUCAGGUACUGGUGUCCGAGUUCUGCCGAGUGUUUUGCUCGAUGAGUCUAUUUUGAUUCCUGCUGGACGCAAACUCGGAGAGUCUUUGCAUGAUACGUUCGCCAAAUGGGAUACAGUCCUGCGGACGGUCACAGAGAGUGAUCCUUCGUUUAUGAUGUACCUGACAGAGGCCCUGGUGGAUGAUCUGGCGUUUAACGAGGCAAAAGAUACAUCGAGCAAUGCGCAUGCCGAAGUCCUCUUUUUAUGGCUGGAUCAUGUGUCCAGUUCUCCCUUCUGGAUAUCAUACAGGCGAAUGUAUCCACGCAGUUAUGUUCUCCGAGCCUGCGAAGAAAGCUCAGGGCACUGGGCGAAGAUGUUGAGCGCAAAGUUGCAAGAAACCAAGGAAGAGUCUAACGCUGUAUCGGUUCAUGGCCAGAAAUUGGCGAACCCUGCUCAAAAUGGUCAUUCAGAUGCAGCUCCCUUCGCUGAGCUGCGCCAGCAUGGAUGGGGGUUGUUGGACAAAUGGGACAGUCGGCCGUUGGGCAUGGCUUGA
Messenger RNA from Penicillium lagena, 1176 nucleotides. Its product is annotated as rRNA-processing protein LAS1. The record is from RefSeq and is a predicted model, not a curated record. Gene Ontology annotation, molecular function: endonuclease activity. Gene Ontology annotation, cellular component: preribosome, large subunit precursor; Las1 complex. NCBI's taxonomy places the organism in Eukaryota, Fungi, Ascomycota, Eurotiomycetes, Eurotiales, Aspergillaceae. The coding region runs from base 1 to 1176 and encodes 391 amino acids. Gene Ontology annotation, biological process: maturation of 5.8S rRNA; maturation of LSU-rRNA. The transcript has 4 exons.